Messenger RNA from Trypanosoma theileri, 1893 nucleotides. RefSeq lists its product as uncharacterized. The transcript has a single exon. Gene Ontology annotation, molecular function: metal ion binding. The record is from RefSeq and is a predicted model, not a curated record. The coding region runs from base 1 to 1893 and encodes 630 amino acids. NCBI's taxonomy places the organism in Eukaryota, Euglenozoa, Kinetoplastea, Trypanosomatida, Trypanosomatidae.
AUGGCACGGAAUCGCAGACGUGACAUUGUGAAGACAUCGAAAUACAAGACUUCUAUUUGUUCUUUCUUUGUUACUGCUGAAGGUUGUCCAUUUGGGGAUCGUUGUGCCUUUGCACACGGAGCUGGUGAAUUGCGUUCUGAAGUGGAGAACACAAGGAUAUUAGAAGGUGGGGGAAGUCUGGAAUCGGGUACGGAAGAAAUAGCAUCAGAUCCUCUUGUUGAUGGUUGUAGAGCUACAACGAAUGUUAUUCCGUUAUCUAGUAAGGGGGAAGGUGUUGAUAGUAGUAUAAAUCCAGAGUCAGGUUGCUCUUUAAAAGAUACAGUAAUGCAUCCUUGUUUGGGGAGCACAUUAUGCCCUGAAUCUUUGAAGAAUACGGAGAUGCCUGUAGUUACCUCACGUAACAAGGAGAAUCCACAAAAUGAGCCGGUUUCUUUAGUGGAAGGAGGAAGUGGAAAGGGCUCUAAACCUCCCCCUAAAGUUACCAAAAGGGUAUGCAUGGGACAAAAACGUUCUAUUGUGAAGAACUCUUGCAACAAGAUCAAGACGACGGAUCAGAACAAUAACAAUAGGCAAGUAAUAUCCAAUAAUCAGUGUUGCCUCAAUUGUGGAUUUAAAGGUAUAGAAAAUAUUAAAAAUGAUUUAAUUAAAGCAUCUCAUUUACAUAAUUGUGCCGUACCGUUGCCCUAUUCAACAGAUGGGACGCAUUUUGGAAACUCCAUGGGAUUACAUUCAGGGUGCUUACAUCCUAUCUCUCUUUCUCAAUCCCUUUUGCAAAUGGCUGGUAAUUCAGUUGUAGCUCCAUUUGCAGCAACUCCAGUUGUUAAUACAGAACAUAUGUACCCUGUUUCUGCACAUCCUUUUAAUGAUAUUCCAACAUCUCAUAUUCCUUACAAUAAGCCAAACUACAGUGUUGAUCAUAGCCAUUAUUCUUCUAAUCAAAUCUUUUCGACAUUGAUGUCUCAUUCAAUUUCACCAAUGGCAUCAAAUGCUCCAUUUUCUGUUGGACCUUUGCAUAAUAGUUCUAUUUGGCCAAAUUUACAAAAUAACUCGGUAUCAUUACCAGUUACGAGAAAUCCAGAAGUAGAAGGUAAUACCAACUGCCAUUUUGUGCAUAACCACCUGCAGAAUGUUGAAGCUGUUUAUCUGACUCCUGCUGCUAAGGAAAACGAUAUUAAUGAGGAGCACAAUGGUUCCCAAACUUCAUUGGAAUGGGAUCAGGUUAUUCGAAGAUGGUUAGAUAGCCAAACUGAAGUUCUUGACAAUGAAUUUGCUGAACAAGAAUCACUAAAAACUACAUCUGGUAAAUAUUUUACCACGGGAUGUAUGCUAAGUGAAACAGAACAUGAUGAGGGUGGCUUGCAAGCGUUUGAUGUAUUGACAUUCGAUAAACCAUCGUGUGAAUCUGUAGAUAAGGGUACUACUAAUGAAUUGGAUCGAACAAGCAACGAAUUUGAAGAAGCGACUUGUGCAAGGGAAGAAGUUUCACCCGUUGUUUUUGAGCGUAACGAGGGACCAUUGACAGCAUCAGAAGCUUGCAGCGCCAAUGAGAAGAAUCAGAAUGUUGAUGAAAGUGGAGAAAGAGAAGAAGAAGGUAAUUUAAGUAGUAAUACUAGCAAAAAGAAUAACAGUGAAGUAAAUAACAAUAUGGAGCUAGAGACACAAGAAUCAUCUUCAGGAUGCAAGCAUUGUAUGCCCCUUAUCUUUAAAAGACGACGCCCUGUUGUGGUAAAUCACUUUCGUUCAUCAUGUGUUGCUGCCAGACGCAUGAUGUCUCUCUACUCUGAAGAGUGUCGUACUCUGAAGAGUGUAGAUAAUGAUAAGGAGGGAACCUUGUAUUCUAACAAUACGGCUACUCCCAGCGAAAUGGAGUGGUCUGUGGAGUACUGCAUAUAA